Molecule: messenger RNA, 1904 nt
Organism: Lutzomyia longipalpis
Lineage: Eukaryota; Metazoa; Arthropoda; Insecta; Diptera; Psychodidae
Product: tudor domain-containing protein 3-like
Exons: 5
Coding region: 89-1819 (576 amino acids)
Biological process (GO): mRNA processing
Cellular component (GO): cytoplasm; nucleus
Molecular function (GO): protein binding; RNA binding
Source: RefSeq, a predicted model, not a curated record
UGAAACUUUUUUGCAUUUAGUGAAGAAGAAUCAUAAAAAAAGUUUUCUCUUUAUUUAUUUUUAUCUUUGGCGCUUUUUCACGUUGAAAAUGAUGGAAAAACUUAAGGAAAAAGGCUGGAAUCUCACUGAAGUUGGCGUGAGCAAGUUGACGGAAGAUGGGAAGAAUUGUGACCUGAAUUUUCUCAUAAAACAAGCUCUAAAUACAGAUUUGCGGGAUAUUGGGCACAAUAUCCUCCCGGCAGAGCUGAAGGGAUCAAAGUAUGAAGUUCCCGUGAAUGGGUUAAUUGUUCAGGUGGUCAAAGUGAGGAAUACGUCAGCUCCACGGGCGAAUGAGGAAUCAAAAGUAGCCCCAAGACUCCUCCGGAUUCACCUAACAGACGGUCAGGGAAUCAUUUCGGGCAUUGAAUACGAUUCCUUGCCACAGUUGAGCCUCAACACGGUCCCUGGGACGAAGGUUUUGCUGAAGAAUGGCCCAAUUCCCAUUGCAAUGGGAAAUCUCUUGCUUCGUGCGAAGAAUAUAGAAGUUCUCGGUGGCUAUGUGGAAGCUCUUGCGGAGAAAUGGGAGAUUUCACGGACACUGUCGAAAUUCGCCAAAGGUGGCGCCAGGGGGAGCUCAGCUGCACCACCGUGGAUACCCUUUGGGCAGAAGAUUGACACAAAAUCCCUGGAUGUGAAUAUAAAAUCCCUAACAAAUGAUCCGGAGAAGGAAACAGCCAAGGAGAACGUUGAGUUCAACACGCAACGCAGUGAGGCUAUUGCUGAGGCCUCAAAGGCAGCCACGGGGAAGAAAAUCUUCGGUGGUGGGCACAAGAUGAUGGAUCACAAUGUGCAGAAGAUCGUGGAUAAAGGUUACACGGAGGAGGAGGCACAGUUUGCCCUUAAAAUCUCCCGGAAUGACCUUGGGCGUGCCAUGAGGCACCUUAAGCGUCAGAGUGGAGCUGAAAGGCCACGCGAAGACCGUCAUGAAGGUCGCGAAGAGCGUCCGAGGCGCGGUGGACGCCACGGAAGGAAUGGAGCGGAGGGUGAGGAGGGGAGUGCUCGACCAUCUGGGAAAAUUUCUCUCUUUGACUUCUUAGAGACGAAACUUCCCGCAGAUGCGACUGAGGUAAGAUUGGACAAUCAUCCACCCCCAACAACAUACAACCGUCCGGAAGCUUCGAGCUAUCGUGGGGGGGACAAUCGCUGGAGUAAUGCGCAUCAGGAACGUGGCGGAAGGCGUCCAGGUGGUGGAGACUUCCGGAAGUCACGUGGAGGACCAUCAGACGCGAGAACAUUCAACGAUAGACGACGAACAGCGCCGAAAUUCAAUGCGGUGUGCAACCAAAUGGAGAAUCUCAAACUAUCCGGCGACGGAGGGAAUCGCCAAGAGGUCAACAAAACCUUCCCGCAGAUCCCCAAUGGGUUUGAUCCGAACAAAAUAAUGGGAUUUCAGAAUAAGGAGACCAAUGAAUUCGCCCGGAAUGUCCUUAAGCAGCAACAUAAACCUCAACCGGAGCCACAGCCAACCAUCACAACGUGGCAAUGGCGGAUUGGAGAUCGUUGUCUUGCCAAGUACUGGGAAGAUGGAAAAUACUAUAAUGCUCAAGUGACGGGAAUCACAGAGAAGACGUGCGUGGUGAUGUUCCUGGAGUAUGGGAACUACGAGGAAGUACUCAAGGAUGAUUGUCUCCCACUAACAAUGGAUGGAGAUCAACGGGGAGGCUUUGAGGGGCCGCACCAGCAGCAGCAGCAGCAACAUCAACGUUUCAAUGCAACCGGUGGAAGAGGAGGUCCAAAUUAUAGGACUGAGAGGCAGUUCUAUGCCCCACCGAGGAAGUGAUUGAUCAAUUUCGUUGAGUAUUUAUCAAAGAACGCAAGAAGUAAUAAAGAAAUGCACCAUUUGCAUAAUUUGAAACAAAAAAAAA